CCUCGCUGCUGCUGCCACCAUCUCGGAGCCGAGCCCUGUGGAACGGAAACCGGAGCCGGAGCGGGAAGCGGAGCGGAGGCGAGCCGGGGAUGCGGCCCCGGAACGGAGCUGCGCGCGAACUGCGCGCCCGGAACGCCUCCUGCGCCCACAGGCCCUGAGGCUCUGGUGCCCACCGGCAAAGAGGGCAACUGAGUGAAGCCCAGGCUGACCCCCAGCCCAGUUGCACCCCCAAACGCCUGCCUGAUGAGGAAUCCCAUGGCCAGGUCCUGGCUGCCCUGAACCUGUGGGGCCACACCGCCUGCCGCCCGCAUCCCAGGGCUCUGGCCUGAUCCAGCCCCUGGACCAGCUCGUCCUCACUCAGGUCUGGUCCAAGGGGACUCAAGCCUCAGGACUCAACAGGGCACAGCAGCAGUCACGUGCAUGCUGGGACCGCGACGGACAGGUUGCUGCUCGCCGGGCCCCCAGAGGCCACUCUGUUUGCCUCCUGGUGCAGUCUAACCCAGGCUGAGAACCCAGAGGCCCUGGCAUCUCGAGGCCCCCAGCAAGGGCAGCAACACCUCCAUGCCAAGGAGCUCAUGCCGUGUGUGCGGGGGGUCCCUGCAGUCCCCGAGGAGCACUCAGUGGGAACACCAUGAAAUGCUCAUACUGGAAACCUAAGAUAACUACACCUACCAACUGUGCUGCAGCUGACCCCAAAUUAGGUAAGCAAGAGGAUGCCGGCUGGGGGCGUCAGGAGCAUGCCCAGUCCCCUCCUGGCCUGCUGGCAGCCCAUCCUCCUGCUGGUGCUGGGCUCCGUGCUGUCAGGCUCAGCCACGGGCUGCCCGCCCCGCUGCGAGUGCUCCGCCCAGGACCGCGCGGUGCUGUGCCACCGAAAGCGCUUUGUGGCCGUGCCAGAGGGGAUCCCCACUGAGACCCGCCUGCUGGACCUGGGCAAGAAUCGCAUCAAAACACUCAACCAGGACGAGUUCGCCAGCUUCCCCCACCUGGAGGAGCUGGAGCUCAAUGAGAACAUCGUGAGCGCCGUGGAACCCGGCGCUUUCAACAACCUCUUCAACCUCCGGACGCUGGGGCUCCGCAGCAACCGCCUGAAGCUCAUCCCCCUGGGUGUCUUCACCGGCCUCAGUAACCUGACCAAGCUGGACAUCAGCGAGAACAAGAUCGUCAUCCUGCUGGACUACAUGUUCCAGGACCUGUACAACCUCAAGUCGCUGGAGGUCGGCGACAACGACCUGGUCUACAUUUCCCACCGAGCCUUCAGCGGCCUCAACAGCUUGGAGCAGCUGACGCUGGAGAAAUGCAACCUGACCUCCAUCCCCACCGAGGCGCUGUCGCACCUGCACGGCCUCAUCGUCCUGAGGCUCCGGCACCUCAACAUCAACGCCAUCCGGGACUAUUCCUUCAAGAGGCUGUACAGGCUCAAGGUCUUAGAGAUCUCCCAUUGGCCCUACUUGGACACCAUGACGCCCAACUGCCUGUACGGCCUCAACCUGACAUCCCUGUCCGUCACGCACUGCAACCUGACUGCGGUGCCCUAUCUGGCUGUGCGCCACCUGGUCUAUCUCCGCUUCCUCAACCUCUCCUACAACCCCAUCGCCACCAUCGAGGGCUCCAUGCUGCACGAGCUGCUGCGGCUGCAGGAGAUCCAGCUGGUCGGGGGGCAGCUGGCGGUGGUGGAGCCCUACGCCUUCCGAGGCCUGAACUACCUGCGCGUGCUCAACGUGUCCGGCAACCAGCUGACCACACUGGAGGAGUCCGCCUUCCACUCCGUGGGCAACCUCGAGACCCUCAUCCUGGACUCCAACCCGCUGGCCUGUGACUGCCGUCUCCUGUGGGUGUUCCGGCGCCGCUGGCGGCUCAACUUCAACCGCCAGCAGCCCACGUGUGCUACGCCCGAGUUCGUCCAGGGCAAAGAGUUCAAGGACUUCCCCGACGUGCUCCUGCCCAACUACUUCACCUGCCGCCGCGCCCGCAUCCGGGACCGCAAAGCCCAGCAGGUGUUUGUGGAUGAGGGCCACACGGUGCAGUUCGUGUGCCGCGCGGAUGGAGACCCGCCGCCCGCCAUCCUCUGGCUCUCGCCCCGCAAGCACCUGGUCUCCGCCAAGAGCAACGGGCGGCUCACAGUCUUCCCCGACGGCACGCUGGAGGUGCGCUACGCCCAGGUACAGGACAACGGCACGUACCUGUGCAUCGCGGCCAACGCGGGCGGCAACGACUCCAUGCCCGCCCACCUGCACGUGCGCAGCUACUCGCCCGACUGGCCCCAUCAGCCCAACAAGACGUUCGCCUUCAUCUCCAACCAGCCGGGCGAGGGAGAGGCCAACAGCACCCGCGCCACCGUGCCUUUCCCUUUCGACAUCAAGACCCUCAUCAUCGCCACCACCAUGGGCUUCAUCUCCUUCCUGGGCGUCGUGCUCUUCUGUCUGGUGCUGCUGUUCCUCUGGAGCCGGGGCAAGGGCAACACGAAGCAUAACAUCGAGAUCGAGUACGUGCCCCGCAAGUCCGACGCCGGCCUCAGCUCCGCCGCCGACGCACCCCGCAAGUUCAACAUGAAGAUGAUCUGAGCGCAGGGCGGGGCCCCCUUUCCGGUCCUGCCCACCCCCACCCCAGCCAUGUCCUUGGCUGCCCCACGGGCCCUCACCACCUGCCCUCCCUCUACCAGGACUCAGAUGUGCCGCCCGGGGACCCCGCUGCACACGGGCACACGUGGACAGACUGGAGUGGAAGCUGACUGACCGACACACAGAAGUCAAUAAUUCAAUUUAAAAAGUUACGAACUUCCUCUGUAACUUGGGUUUCAAUAAUUAUGGAUUUUUAUGAAAACUUGAAAUAAUAAAAAGAGAAAAAAACUAUUUCCUUUAGCUAGUCGGAAUGCAAACUUUUGACGUCCUGAUUGCUCCAGGGCCCUCUUCCAACUCAGUUUCUUGUUUAUCUCCUCCUCCUCUUCCUCCCCUUCCUCCUUUCUCUCCUCUUCCCCUGUGGGGAGGGAUCACUCAGGAAAACAGGAAAGGAGGUUCCAGCCCCCCCCCACCCUGCCAGGGCAGCCUACAGGAACAGGCAGAGUGGUGGGUGUGGGCCCACCUCCCAGCUGGCUGCUUGUUGGGAGCAAGUGGAGGGGACAGGGCUGCCAAGUGGGGGCAGGGCUGUCUGCUGAGCUGCCAGGCAACACUGCUGCCAGUGUUUGGGGGCCUGGUCUCAUGUAGCUGAGACUCUGGAUAGAGGCUAGGGUCCUCCUGGAGGACAGCAUAGUCAGCAGAGAGAGCCAGGGGCCAGAGGCAGGGGACAAGGCCUAACUUCUGGUCCCAGCUAUGCCGCCAACUUGCUGUGUGGCCUGAAACAGGUCAUUAACCCUUUCUGGGCCUCAGUCUCCACAUCUGUACAGAUGGAAGCGUUACCCCUGCCCUGCCUACCUCACAGGGCUGUUGUGAGGAAUUGAUGAGAUGAUGUAUGUGAAACACUUUGUAACCUGUAAAGCGCUGUGCACACAUGUGGGUGACUGUUCUCA
This is a messenger RNA of Rhinolophus ferrumequinum (greater horseshoe bat), 3502 nucleotides long. It is a transcript of the gene LINGO1, whose product is annotated as leucine rich repeat and Ig domain containing 1. The transcript is spliced from 6 exons. Gene Ontology annotation, molecular function: protein binding. The coding region runs from base 714 to 2561 and encodes 615 amino acids. Gene Ontology annotation, cellular component: plasma membrane. NCBI's taxonomy places the organism in Eukaryota, Metazoa, Chordata, Mammalia, Chiroptera, Rhinolophidae. The record is from RefSeq and is a predicted model, not a curated record.